CUUCGUAAUGAUUCCUGGAAGAAAAUAGACAUUUUGGAGGUAACAGCGGCUCACUGCCCGAAACGAACCUCCAACACCGACUAAACCCCCAUUACUGCCACCAUUUCUACAUUAAUGUGCGCAUUUCGGCUCCUCGCUUCUGCCGUUAAAUAGCUAGCUGGUGCGAAGCGAGGAAAAUACCGACGACCGGAACUUCAGGUGCUUCUGUUUAGCACGUUAGCUCCCUAAGCUAGGCUAACGUUAGCCUCGGUGGUGUUUGAUGGCCGACUUCGGCAGCAGGAUCCUGAUUCAUCAAACCCUUUUCAGCCUUUGCACAGCCUCUGGAUCACCUUCGGAUUUUUUGCACAUCUUUCAAAGCCUUGCAUACUUCCAGUAUGCCACGCAGGACAAGACGCUCCCAGGUCCAGCUGGAGCGUUGGAGGAAGCAUAAAGCGUCCGAGCUACCCGACAAGCCCGCAGACGCGCCUCCCUGCUCCCCCUCUGUCCUGAACAAGAAGCUUGGCUCCACUCUGCCAGCUGGACCGUUCUGCAUGGCAGGCAAACCUUCUGAUCUCUACAACACCACUCAUCCAGAUUGGGCCCCAUCCCUGAAGCUGUCUGCCGAGACGUCUUCUGAACAUCUUCGAGGUGGAGCUGCAGGAAAAGCGUCGUCGUCCUCCGUCAUGGCCGGAAACUGGGAGGCCGCAGGCAGUUUGGACCAGAUCACCGUGGUGAAGAUCGACGACACGCACAUCGCAGGGGAGCAGUCACAUGGUGGAGGGAAGGCGAGGAGCAACGUGACGGAGUACUACGAGAUGGAGUACUCACUGCCCAUCAAGGAGGAGGAGGAGGUGGAGGAGGAGGAGGACGGCAUCUACGUCAUCGAGUACUCCAACCCCGAAGAGGAGGGAGAGAGCUACCAGUUCACCAUGUCCGUGGAUCGCUCGCUUCCCUCCAAGAAGCCGGUUAUCAAACAGCCGGCGGUCCCAGAGAGGAGCGCAGAUCCACCUCCGUCCAGACCGAUGAGGCUGGAGGAGGCGAGGAGGGAGGAGCUGGUGAGCAACAAGAGCGUCCUGGAGCUGGGCGAGGACUACAGCGACAUCCUGAACUGGGGGCAGAAGCAGCUGGUGUGCUCCAUGUGUCCGCCGCCCGGCAAGACCUUCAAGAGGGCGUCGGGCCUGGCCGUGCACCUGAAGCAGAUGCACUACAAGGAGGGCAAGAAGACGUUCUUCUGCACGUCCUGCCAGCAGUCGGUCCGCACCCAGGUGGAACUGGAUGCCCACACCCGUCGCCACGCCAACCAGGACGCCGUCUUCACCUGCCACGUCUGCCCGGCCGGCGGCCCCGAGGCCUUCAGCGGCCCGAGGUGGGGUCUGAAGAAGCACCUGGAGAAGGAGCACCCGGGCGUCAUCCCGCGCUGCCACAUCUGCAGCAAAGGCUUCAAGUCGCUGACCUCGUACCUGGCAGACCAGUUCAGACAUGUGGGCGUGUCGCCGUACUACUGCGCCAAGUGUCAGAUCUACGAAAUGACUGAGCGGGGGCUGAGCGUGCACAACAAGAACCACAACAAGAAGAAGAAGAGGGAGCAGCAGCAGCAGCAGCAGCAGCAGCAGGACGGACACGAGCUGCCGCCAGGAACCCUCAGCAGCGAUAACUCAGCCACAGACGACUCCGACUUCUGACCACUGAGACUGAAGCAGCUCACAGACUCAUGCAUCUGAACUGAAUGUGGGACAGAAACAAACGUUUGUCGUCGUUAGAAACCUUUUUUUUUUUUUUAAACCAUCAUCCUUUUUAUUUGGGAGAACAGAGAAUGUGAAGGUGCAUCACGCUGGGUUACUCUUUAUGUUUUACUUUACGUCUUUACUCACUGUAGGCUCAUUUUUCUCUGCAGCAUAAAAUCCUGAAGCUCUGUGGAAACAACAACCAGGUAUAGAAGGAGAGAGAACUUUAAUGUCUCAUGAGUGUUACAGUGCAAUUAAAAGUCAUGAAUUAGAAAAAAUAGGGGAAAAAAUGAUGACUAAUGAUGGAAAAAAAUAAGAAAAUUUGGAGUCUGUUUGUCCAACGCUUUUCCACAAAACUUUUAACAGUGCAGCAAAAAAUGAGGACUCUACGUCUGUACUUACAUUUUUUUAAUUAAUCUUGUCCUGUGUUUACGCCGCCCUGUUGGUCAGCCGAGAUAAUCCCAGAUUUUUUGCUUUGUGUCUGUUGGUCUCAGCUGAAUUAUUCACAGUCUGACAGCUGCAGUGAGGAGGGCAGAAUUUUUAUGUUUUUACAGAAUGUGUUUAGAGCUACUGGUUUAUUUUUGGCUAUUUUUAGAAGUGAGACACAGAAUAGACGCAAAAUUGCGACAAUAUAUAUGUAUAAAAGUUACAUUUGUUUCCUAGUUUAACCCCCGUGUCGUCCUGUGGGCCAAACUGACCCGUUUUAAAGUUUGACAACGUGGAGAAAAAAACAUUUUCACAGGGAAAUUUCUGAUGGCCACAUUUUCAACAUCUUUGGGAAAUUUUUGAACAUUUUUUAGUGGAAAAAAAAAGAGUUUCUUAAGAACAUUCACACACACAAAAAAAAAUCCUGAGGGUCAAACACCGCCUGGAUUUUAUCUGAGAAAACAGAAUUUUUACCACAUGACCGUUGGUCUCGGCUGACUCACUGACGGCUUCACAGUUCUGCUGAAGAACGCAGAAUUUUUAGUUUUUUACAGAAUCUUGUUUCAUAAAACGGCUUUUUUUUGGCGUAAUUUUAAACUCAGACAUGUGGGAUGAAAUGUGACCGUUUUAAGCUGAGGAUCAUCAGAAAGUUUAAAAUCCAGCCGUUGUUCUUGUUUUUCUUGUCUGAUUUGCUAAUAAAUGCUGUUAUUUUGGUCUUUUGUUAAGUUAACAUUCACAGUCUGUCCCAGCACAGCGUGGCGUCGCCUCCACGUUCUCUGCAGGAGGUGGAAUGUUUCUCGUUUUAGUCGAACAAACGUCCGUUUUACCGAGUAGAGCUGUGUAGGAAUCAUCAGAUCACCUCCACUGUGUGUUUUUAUUCAGCAAUAGUCCAGGUUUGAGUUUUUUUAUCCACAGAUGAACAUUUUUCACAUCAAAGUGCAGUUUUUAGGACCUUUCUUUUGGCAGCUUGUGAUCGAUUAUUUUCACGAUUAAAGAAUGUUUCGGCCCACAGAGUUUCAGAAAAACGGUGGAUCUGUCCAAGAAACAAAGAAAUAUUUGGUUUUAUUUCCACGGUUUUAACUGUUUGUUUGUAUUCUGAGGUGUUUUUUUUUAAAAACAACUUUGCUCAUAAAUUUAAACAUUUAAUAAAUGUUCUGUUGCACAAUAAAUUUGAUGUUUUCUGCACGUAAAACUCUCGAAAAAUAUCUCUUUGGAGAAACUUUCCAGCUCUAAACUCCUAUUUUUACGUUAAAUGUUAAUUAUUAUCCAAGAAGUCAUCGACCAAUCCAAACCUCAGCCUGAUUAUGAGUCGAGUAUUAUUUCAAUUUAUAUUUUUCCGAACACAAAAUUGACUUUUUAAUGAGAAAAACUAAUUAUGUGCUGAGGAAGACUGCGUGAGACGAUUAAAAGAUGGAGAAACUUUGGGUUUUUUUGAGGGAAAAAACUCAAAACAUGAUGAAAUAUUCCAUCCAGAGAAGCUUUGAACUUAAUUUAUCAGUUUUUAAUGAUCAUUUCUGUUAUUUUUUAACGUUUUAUAGGAAAGAAAUCACUAAAAACUUUGUUUCCCACAAGUAUAAUCACAUCUGUUGUUUGCAUUUCUGAGGUUUUAGGAGGUUAAAAUCCAAAAUUGGAAGAAAAAAGUGCAAUAGAAAUACAGAUGUUUCUUCAUUAAUCCUUAAAUUCAUCACGUGACCCCUUUGGUCCAUCUAAGGGCCGUUGUAGGGCCCCGAACCACAGAUUGGGAACCUCUGCACUGGAAAAACGCCCCCCUCAAAACAAUAAAAAAAACUUAUUUCAAGAAACUUUUACCUUGAAAUAAGUGAAAAAAUCUGCCGAUAGAAGAACUGAAAAAUGGCUUCAUAAGAUUUCUUGAAAUAAGAUGUGAUAUUUAGAAUAUUAAGAUUUUUAAAUUAGCUGGGAAAAUUUAUUUUAAGCUACAUUUUACGAGGAUUGUCAAGCUUAGGUGUCUUAACCCUGCUGUUGUCCUCAUUUACGUGCAUCAAAAAAUAUUGUUGCAAAAAAAAUACAAAAAUUCAGCAAAAAAAUUCCCCAAAUUUAUAAAAAUUUGCAAAACCUUCUGGAAGAAAAUUACUUAAAAGUUUCCUUUUUUAAAAAUCCCCCAAUUUGGGAAGAAAUAAAAAUCUAUAAAAAUUGUAAAUAUUUUCAAAAAAUAAUUAAAAAUCUUCCCCCAAAAAUCCUAAAAAUAUCUAAAGUGAUUCAGAAUCAGUAAAACUUCUCUAAUUUUCUUUAAGAACGUUCGGUCAAAAAAUGUUCUAAAAGAAACAUUUUUCCAACGUUUCGUUUUUUCCACCAAAAAAUGUUCAAAAAUUUCCCAAAAAAGUUUGAAUAUGUGGAAGUUUCACUUUGAAAAUAUCAUUUUUUUCCACAUUUUUAACUUUAAAACGGGUCAAUUUGACUCGCAGGACGACACGAGGGUUAGAACAAGAUGAUUUCAAGAUUGUUUGACUUAAGAUAUUUAAGAUGCGUUGUCUUAAAACAAGUCCCUCCAUCUUUCUGAAAUGUCACUUUUAAGUGAAUUUACCUUAAAUCAAGUGGGAUGAGACAUUUAGACUAAAAAUAAGACAAACAGACUUGGUAAGAUGUUGAGUUUUUGCAGCGUGGUGUUUUUUUUUUCCAAAUCAACUCUAAAACGUGGAUUUAAAAGCUGCUGAAACAUUUUUAUUUUUGCAGAAAUCAUGUCAAAGUUUUACAUUUUAAACUCCUAAAUGAAUAAAUUGAGGUUUUUAUUUUAUUUCUUGGAUGAAACGAGUCAAAGGUGCUAAAAAGAAAUCAUCAAAAUCUUCAAUUUGGUGCAAAGAGCUGCAGCGUUUUUCUGUUUUUACAACCCUUCAGUAGUUUUUCGUGUUUUUUUAACGUCUGGGGUGAAAUAUUUGUCGUGUUUUUUAUUUUUUAUUCUUUGCUGUGUUGGUUUGUCUGCAGCUUCAUCCAUUAAAGGGAAACGCCACUGAG
Molecule: messenger RNA, 5099 nt
Organism: Acanthochromis polyacanthus (spiny chromis)
Lineage: Eukaryota; Metazoa; Chordata; Actinopteri; Pomacentridae
Product: zinc finger protein 354C
Exons: 5
Coding region: 375-1661 (428 amino acids)
Biological process (GO): regulation of transcription by RNA polymerase II
Molecular function (GO): RNA polymerase II cis-regulatory region sequence-specific DNA binding; DNA-binding transcription factor activity
Source: RefSeq, a predicted model, not a curated record